Molecule: messenger RNA, 5166 nt
Organism: Lytechinus pictus (painted urchin)
Lineage: Eukaryota; Metazoa; Echinodermata; Echinoidea; Temnopleuroida; Toxopneustidae
Product: epoxide hydrolase 1-like
Exons: 7
Coding region: 331-1716 (461 amino acids)
Biological process (GO): epoxide metabolic process
Molecular function (GO): epoxide hydrolase activity
Source: RefSeq, a predicted model, not a curated record
AGUGUUAUCCUUGGUUUUCAUCGAUUGAGACUCGCUGGUCUCUGACUGUACUGUUUCUUUAUGUCAGUCAGAGAAAGACAAGAUUUAAUUCGGGGGAGGGGCGUGGAUCGCCGCCAAUGAUGGACCUAGCUCCCCCCGCGGGCCCCUCCCUCAUCUGGGCGAUCGUAUGAAAUAUCCAGGGACGCGCGCGACGUCCGUGUGGGAUCGAUCUUAUGUAAUCAUUGACAUUGUGAGACCUGUAAGUUCGGACGGCUGGCGGGAAUUUACGUCCAAUAAACAUUCAAUAUUCUAUUUUCUUCGUCAAGGAGGUAGAUAUUUCACUCAGUCAAAAUGGGCUGGAAGUUGACAUUGUUCAUCGUUUUGUCCGCAGUUGCUGUUGGGUAUAUCAUUCACAUUACCUUGAACCCGCCAUUGAAAGCCGCGCCGCCCUCAGACAUCGGAGACGGGUGGUGGGGUCGAGGCCUGCCUGAAGUCUCGGGGAGCAAACAGGACACCUCCGUUCGCAAGUUCCGUGUGAAUGUGUCGGAUGAUGUGCUGAAUGAUUUGGAUGCCCGGCUUCGGAAUACUCGUUUUGUAGACCGCGUAGAAGACGCUGCUUUUCAUUAUGGCUUUGAUUCUGAUUAUAUGAAACAGGUCCAGAGAUAUUGGCUUGAGAGAUAUAGUUGGAGGGAUGCAGAGAAGAGGUUGAAUCAGUUUGAUCAGUUCCUGACCAAUAUCGAGGGUAUCGAUGUUCAUUUCGUCCAUGUUAAACCUAAGCUAAAGCCUGGACAGAAGGCUAAGCCUAUCAUCAUCGUCCAUGGGUGGCCAGGAUCAAUUUAUGAAUUCUACAAGAUGAUCCCAAUGUUGACUGACCCUUUGAGCCAUGGAGGGUCAGCUGAGGAUAUCUUUGAGGUCAUUUGUCCAAGUAUUCCUGGUUAUGGAUUCUCUGAAGCACCUCACAAACAAGGUUUUGCAGCUUACGCUGCAGCAGGAAUCUUUAACAAGCUGAUGCUUCGCCUUGGCUUUGAUAAGUACUAUGUUCAAGGGGGCGACUGGGGAAGUAUCAUUACACUUAACAUGGCCAUCAUGCAUCCAAGCAACGUGAAAGGAUACCAUGCCAACAUGGGUGCCCAGUCCAACCUGAAGUCGUUCCUGUACCCCAUCCUAGGCCAGUACCUCCCUUCAAUCUUCCUCCCUGACAAGAGAGACCAAGAACGGCUCUUACCAGUUAUGGAUAGGAUGGUCACUCUGCUUCAAGAGUCGGGUUACAUGCAUAUACAGGCUACAAAGCCUCAGACAGCAGGACAGGGAGUCAAUGAUUCACCGAUUGGACUGGCCGCCUACAUCCUGGAGAAAUUCUCGACAUGGACUAUACCAGAAUGGCGUGACUUACCGGAUGGUGGACUGACCAAGUUCUUUACUCUGGAUGACCUAUUGACCAAUGUGAUGAUUUAUUGGGUCAACGGGAACAUCGCAUCUUCCAUGAGGUUGUACAAAGAAGAGCUUGGAGGAAAUUCAAAGAAGUAUCAUGAAAUCUAUGCCAACCUGGUUCCUAUGGGCUACGCAGCUUUCCCCAAUGAACUCUUCUAUAAUAUAGAGGCGGUCACCAAGCACUACAACCCUAACCUGAUGAGUUUCAAUUACAUGCCCCGAGGUGGACACUUCGCUGCUUUCGAAGAACCUCAGCUCCUGGCGGAAGACAUCAGGCAGUUUGUCCGAAAGGUGGAAGCCCUAUAAAGGGUGUUGAAUUGAAAUUCUUCCAAACAUCCUGAUACCAUUUGUUUAAAUCAAGAAAUUAUUGGACAAAAUUUUAUGGCAUCAGGAAAUUCUUUCAUAAAGUGGAGGUAUUCUAGAGGACUGUCUUCCAAAACUUUUUCCAAAAGUCAUGAUACUAAUCGAUUAGAAUAAGACAGAUAUUUGAUAGAAUUAUGUGCAUUGAUUUGGCAGUUGGUUCGCAAGCUGGAGAUCAUCUAGAGGUCUUUUUAAACUGAAUCUGUGCCAAAAACUCUGAUACCAGUUGAUUUAAAUCAAUUAAUGUUUGACAAAAGUUUGUGGCUUCUUUCAAAAAGUGGAGGCCCUUUAAAGGGCAGUCUUCCAAACCUCCUCCUAAAUCAUGAUGCCUUUGAUUAGAAUAAAAAUAUAUAUUUGAUAAAAUUAUGUGGCAUUGAUUGAACAGGUGGUCUAUAAGCUGGAGGCCCUCUCAUCGGCACUACUGAAAUUCUUCCAUAAAUUCUGUUACAAUUUGAUCAAAAUCAAUGAACUUUUUCCAAAAAGUGGAGGCCCAUAACAAGGUGGUCUUCAAAACUCUUCUAGUAAUCAUGAUAGUAUUUGAAUGGGAUGAAAAAUAUAUAUGUGAUAUAAUUAUUUUGCAUUUAUUAAAAAUCAUUGAAUACUUUUCAAAUUAUAUGGUAUCAUGUACUGUGUCCUCAAGAUGGGGGUCUUCCGGAAGGUCUCAACCAAACCAUCCCAACCAUCUUUAUACCAUUUUAUUAACAUCAAUUAUCAUUUGACAAAAUCAUGUGGCAACAGGCAGUGUGUUGACACUGCUAACAUCAAAGCCACAUUAAAUAACACUGCCAUGAAUAUUAACUGCCAUUGAAUUCUUGAUUUCAAUCAACUGUUUAGCUCUGGUGCUUCAGUGAUUACUACUGAUUGCAAAUUUAUCUUGGACCCUGUUCUCAUUGGUUCCAUGACAUGUACUUCUGUGAUAAUAUUCUCCGCUGUAAUUUCCUCACAAUAAUAAAAUCAAUAAAUUCAACCCUGGUGGGUGUUUCAUAAAGCUGUUCGUAAGAUACAAAUGUCUUUACGCACGACUGGUGAUCCUUUCUUGUGCUAUGUGAUAUCCCUACAUAAUAGAGCUAUGAUCUAAGAACAUGUUCCAGUCGUGCGUAAAGUCAUUCGUAACUUUACGAGCAGCUUUAUGAAACACCCACCUGGAUUUAAUACUAUACCCUAUCCUAAACCUACCACAUCAUUGACUUCCAUUACUGCAGUUCUUCACUAUUUCUUCUUGAUCCACAACACGGUGCACCAUCCAUUGGUUUCAGCGGACAGGCCAAAAUUUGCAAUGCCUCACGGGAAAUAGUCGAAAUCUGUUGCACGUGCUACUACAUGUACUAUAGUACAUGCAUGCAUGCAUCUGAUUAUUAAGCGCUGGCUGACGUGGCUCGACUGGAUAUGCUGUUUACUAGGAUCCAGGAGGUGGGAGAGAAAUUUGCCCGCAUAUUUCUUUGCGAAAUUUAGACCAUUUUUGGUGAAUUCUUGCCACAUGGUUUUCAUUUUUGAAGCAUCCGAGUCACAUUCCUGUACUGUGCACUGGCUGCACCCGUGCGCGAUGUCGACCCCCAACUAAGUUAGAAAUUUGGCCUGCUCACUGCAACCGAUAAAUGGCAUAUUAUAUUGUGAAUCCACCGAAUUCAUGUUGUACUAAAGCGAUUUGGGGUCAUGUAUGUUGCACCAAAGAAAUAUAUGAAACUGAGGUUCUUGGUCAGUUAUUAAAUUAACAAGCAAUUGAUUUCGUUAAAUGAUUUAUUGACAUCACUAUAAUGUUUUGUUUCCUUUUUUUACUUUGAUACAAAGAAGUAUUGAAAUUUCAAUAUGAAUUCUUGUAGCCAUUGAAGAGUUACACAACUACUUCAUGCAUAAGAUGUUGAUUUGAACAAACUAACAGAGAAAAAUUAAAAAAAAUAUGCAACACUGAAAUUUCAACAAAAUCAGACAGUUCAGUGGUGGCCGCAGAAACGUUGGUUAGCCUAACAGUAAGCCCAGUCACAUCUUUUGGAUUGUGAAGUCAAAACAUUCAUUUCAAUGUGUAAGUAGUACAUCGUUGUAACAUUAGGAUUCGCUGCCACAAUGCCGGUUGUAACAGGGCCUAUGUUAGUGCAUUGUUAGCACUAACAACAUGUCUGUGCUGUCAGUACUGGGCCCGUUUUACAAAGAGCUACGAUUGAUCCAAUCAAUCGUAACUAUGGAAAUCCAUCAGUGUCAUGAAUUUUUUUACAGGAAAAAAAUCUGCACAAUGUCUUUUGAAAACAAAGAGCACAGUGAAUUUUUAAGAAAAAAAUAAAUGCAUGAAUAUACAUCAUAGCUAGAAAACGUUUUGAACAAACAUGAUUGAUAGAUGUUGAUGUUACUGGCUGUCUAUAGUUGCAAUUGAUUGGAUCAAUCGCAACUCUUUGUAAGACGGGGCCCUGGCCUUUUAGAUUUUGCACAUUUCCACAAAACUGUUAUGCACAUCCUGGGACCCAUUUCCUACUUGUUAUAAUAACAAAUGCAGUCUCUGUAUAUGAUCAGCCAAUGAAAUUGAUUGAUUUCAGUAGCUUUAAACUGUAAUUGGAAAUUUGUCAUUAUAACAUGUUUUGUAAAACAGGCCCCUGAUCAGUAUGCAAAUGAGGGAGUCAUUGCUGUUACACACUCACUCUUCUUUUCUAUUUUAUCAUUUAAAAUCUCAAAUAAUUCAUUAUUUUAGAGUAGAUUUGGUGAUGAAGAAGAUUUGAAUAAUGAUUUUACAUGGUCAUUUUGAUAAACCCAAAUGUACUGUAGCUAUGAAAGUUACCAGCCAUGAUUCAUGUUGAUUUUAAUAGGGAUUUGAGGCCCUGUCACAUCUUCCCAUGCAAGCCUCGCAGGUGAUUGCCCGCAACUCGCCCGCAACAAACUUUUUAGCAUGUUCCAAAGUUAUCUGCGUGCAAAUUAGACUUGCGUGUGCUCCUGCGGGCAACUGCGUGCAAGAUACUGUCAAUGCGGGUGACCUGAGGGUAGCAAAAAUCGUUACCGUAACUCGAUCACGCAAGGCUUGCACGUAACGAUGUGACCGAGCCUUUAUGUCCCAAAUGGCUCGAAUUUAUAAAGGUGGUUUCAUUUGUACCAUGGUACUAAGUCAUUGAGUGUGCAGAUAAUUACACUAUUUCAUUGCAUACACUAAGAUAACUCCAAUUAUACAUGCACACUAUUGGCAAAGGCUAUGCUUGAAUGAAGCGUGAUAAUGAAUUGUCAUGGUCUUGUACCUUAGCAUAAUGGAAACUACAUUUGUAAAUUUGGGCCUAUUAGUGCCUGUUUGUGUGAUAAUGAUGUAUAUGAUAGAUAACAGAUUUUAUACUUGAUGUACAAGAUGGAUGUAAUCCACAUAAUUGAUAUUUUGAUAUUUGAAUAAUAAAUGAAUCAUGGAUUUAUUUUACUAAUAUACAUAAA